AUGGGACCUCCACCUCACGAAGUGGAGGUCGCCAUCAUCGGGGCAGGGCUGGGCGGCCUGGCGCUGGCCGCAGGCCUGCACCGCCGCGGCCUGGCCGCCCACGUGUUCGAGGCAUCAUCAGAGCUGCGCAAGGAGACCAGCACCAUGGUCGGCCUGGGACCCAACGCGCUGGCGGCCCUGGGCGACUUGCACCCCGACCUGCCAGAGCAGAUCAGGCGGCGAGGGGUAGUCAACGCGAAUGCCGUGUAUUCGUACUUCCCGCCGGGCCGAGAUCCGGUCAUCAUCGAGCGGCUUGCCAGUGAAACGCGUCUGCACACCAUUCGAUGGGCUCAGGUCGUGCCGCCAGAAUUCGUACACUGCAAUCACGCGGCCACGGGGUACGACGAAAUCUGGGACGAGCAGGGGAUGGAUAACGGUACGGACGUAGACGAGUCAGCAACCGCAACAACGGCAAUGGCGUCCUCGCCAUCAGCUGUCAGGCCAGCUCACCGUGCUGUCGUACACUUCCGAGACCAACCCAGCGUAACGGCCAAGCUGGUGGUGGGAGCUGACGGAGUGUUUUCACCCAUUCGAGCUGCCAUGUACCCCAACGACCCUGGCCCGCGCUACCUGGGCCACAUGAACUGGAACUGCCUGAUCUACAACCCCGGGGGCAACACAGUGGCACACGCACACGAACCAGGUCAACUGUGUAUCGCCAACAACGGUUUGUUGGGAGCCGAGUUGAUCGACCCCUCGCUCUUCGCCAUCGUCUGUGAUGCGGGUGGCGGUUACACCUUCUGGCAGGUACGGAUGCGCUACGACGAGCCCUGCUUCACGUCCCAAUUGGCACAGCCGCCGCCAAGGGAGGCAAACGGCACAGGUGCUGCUGGUGCUGCUACUGGCGGUGCCCCCAACGGUGACAGCGAUGCAAGUGGCAGCGGUGGCGCCCGACGUGGUCGUGGCGGGCAGGGUGUUCCUGGCAGCAAGGCGCGAGUCAUUGAGCGACUCCAGUCCGCCGGUUGGCACUGGUGGUUGCCCCUGGUGGAGGCCACUCCGGAGUCGGCCAUAUUCGAGAGGGCGCUGUACGACAGGGUGCCUCUGGAGCGUUGGGCCAGUUCCGGAAGAAGGGUCGUGCUGCUGGGGGAUGCAGCGCACGCGAUGCACCCGAUGGCUGGACAGGGAGCUAGAUCGGCAUUUGAGGAUGCGCAUCAACUUACUCUCGCUCUAGAAGAGUUCUGGGCAGACGUGCCCACUGCUCUCGAGCGAUACCAGAAGACCCGGAUCUACAGGCACGGCUAA
Molecule: messenger RNA, 1281 nt
Organism: Volvox carteri f. nagariensis
Lineage: Eukaryota; Viridiplantae; Chlorophyta; Chlorophyceae; Chlamydomonadales; Volvocaceae
Exons: 10
Coding region: 1-1281 (426 amino acids)
Molecular function (GO): FAD binding
Source: RefSeq, a predicted model, not a curated record